AUGAGGUUCUCCACGUCCGCUGCCGCCAGUCUCGCGACGGCGCUUCUCGCGCCAACGGUCACGGCCCUUGAUGUCGACCUCAACUCGCCAGCCUCCAUCAAGGCCGCCUGCAAGGUCCUUGCCAAGCAGCUCUUGACCUACUACCACGGCGACCAACCCGGCUGGGUGCCCGGCAUCCUGCCCGGUCCGCCGCCCAACGGCGACUACUACUGGUGGGAGGGCGGCGCCAUGUGGGGGACGCUCAUCGACUACUGGCGCUACACGCAGGACACGCAGUACAACAACAUGACGGAGACUGCGCUGCUCUUCCAGACCGGCCCGCCGCAGAACUGCUACAUGCCGCCCAACUGGACGGCCUCGCUCGGCAACGAUGACCAGGGCUUCUGGGGCCUGUCGGCCAUGCUCGCGGCCGAGUCCAACUUCCAGAACCCGCCCGACGACCAGCCGCAGUGGCUCGCCCUGGCCCAGGCCGUGUGGAACACGCAGGCCGCGCCCGACCGCCACGACCAGACGUGCGGCGGCGGCAUGCGCUGGCAGAUCCCGCUGACGAACAACGGCUACGACUACAAGAACUCCAUUGCCAACGGCAUCUUCUUCAACAUGGGCGCGCGGCUGGCGCGCUACACGAAGAACGACACGUACGCGCAGGAGGCCAUCAAGACCUGGGACUGGGUCGCCGGCGUCGGCCUGAUGUCGUCCAACUACGACAUCUACGACGGCGCGCACGUCGAGAAGAACUGCACCGACAUUGCCAAGGCGCAGUUUACGUACAACGCCGCCGUCUAUCUGCAGGGCGCGGCCUUUAUGUACAACUAUACCAACGGAUCGACGCUCUGGAAGAACCGCGUGCUCGGCCUCACCAACCGCGCCGUCAAGCUCUUCUUUGACCAGGGCGGCGCCGUCGAGAUCUCCUGCGAGCUCCCCGACCGCAUCCAGUGCACCACCGACAUGCUGACCUUCAAGGGCUUCCUGCACCGCUGGAUGGCCGCCACCACCCAGAUCGCCCCCUUUGUCCACGACAUCAUCAUGCCCGCCCUCAAAAAGUCCACCGCCGCCGCCAUGAAGUCGUGCGACAGCGCCGGCGUCUGCGGCUUCCGCUGGACCACCGGCGCCUACGACGGCAUGACCGGCGCCGGCCAGCAGAUGAACGCCCUCGCCGCCCUCUCGAGCCUGCUCGUCGACCAGGCCUAUGUGCACCCGCCCUUUGCCAACGGCACCGGCGCCACCAGCAAGGGCAACCCGGCCGCCGGCCUCGACACGACGGGCGUGCGCGACGGCCUGCUGGGGCCCGUCACCACGGCCGACCGCGCCGGCGCCGGCAUCCUGACGCUGCUGAUGCUGUCCAGUCUGUUGCUGGCGUGUGGGUGGCUGAGCACCAACAUGUCGGAGAACGGCAAGUGGAACUCGCUGUCGUGA
Messenger RNA from Sporothrix schenckii 1099-18, 1416 nucleotides. Its product is annotated as mannan endo-1,6-alpha-mannosidase. The coding region runs from base 1 to 1416 and encodes 471 amino acids. The record is from RefSeq and is a predicted model, not a curated record. Gene Ontology annotation, biological process: carbohydrate catabolic process; fungal-type cell wall biogenesis. NCBI's taxonomy places the organism in Eukaryota, Fungi, Ascomycota, Sordariomycetes, Ophiostomatales, Ophiostomataceae. The transcript has 3 exons. Gene Ontology annotation, molecular function: mannan endo-1,6-alpha-mannosidase activity.